GUGGGAUGCGCGAGCGCACUUCAUAUCGCACAUUCGUUCUGGACACAUGAUUCGGGAAAAAACCAAACAAUUAUACUUAUAUUAUACUGUAUAAUGUUCGUGUUUUUGCUGGCUUUAUGCGCGGGCGCAGCGACUGCGGCAGAGUUUACGCUGCCCGGUGAAUGUCCGAAUGUGAAACUGCAGGAGAAUUUGGACUAUACUAAGUUUUCAGGGGUGUGGUACAACGUGGCCAGCUAUGCCAGCGACGGCCGAUCGAUCUACGACUGUGCGACCCUGGACUUCCAAGAAGACAACCUGGGGUACACCUUGAGGGAGACCUACGUCAAUGUGGACCAGGGCAAUAGGACCCAGAAGUCCUACUUCGCUAGAGUGGACCCGACGUUCGAUGCUGGCAAUAAGGCCAAAUUCAUCGUCAGCCAUGAGGAUGGAGACAAAGUCCUGCAGUUCCCGUUCUUCAUCCUGUCGACGGAUUACGACCACUACGCCAUCGCUUACACCUGCAAGACGUUGAAAAAGAAGCAAAGGACGCACUAUGUGUUCACAUGGAUACUCUCCCGAAGCAAAGAUGCUCUACAAGGCGAAGUCUUGAAGCAAAUGGAAGAUGCACUAUCAAAGUACUCGGAACUGGCCGAACACCGACAGUCGUUUGUUUUCAAGGAUUUUUCUGAAUCAAGCUGCUCCUUCACCAACAAGUAUGAGAGUGAUUUCUUCACAAGCAACUUUUGGUGAUUGAUGGACUGUGAUAUAAUAUUUAAUUUGGCAACUC
Ostrinia nubilalis (European corn borer) is the source of this 766-nucleotide messenger RNA. RefSeq names its product lopap-like. The record is from RefSeq and is a predicted model, not a curated record. Bases 94 to 729 code for a protein of 211 amino acids. The transcript has 4 exons. Lineage: Eukaryota; Metazoa; Arthropoda; Insecta; Lepidoptera; Crambidae. Gene Ontology annotation, molecular function: pigment binding. Gene Ontology annotation, biological process: lipid metabolic process; response to reactive oxygen species. Gene Ontology annotation, cellular component: cytoplasm.